Branchiostoma floridae (Florida lancelet) is the source of this 2678-nucleotide messenger RNA. Its product is annotated as UDP-glucuronosyltransferase 2C1-like. Gene Ontology annotation, molecular function: UDP-glycosyltransferase activity. The transcript is spliced from 5 exons. NCBI's taxonomy places the organism in Eukaryota, Metazoa, Chordata, Leptocardii, Amphioxiformes, Branchiostomatidae. The record is from RefSeq and is a predicted model, not a curated record. Bases 141 to 1730 code for a protein of 529 amino acids.
UGACAGUUUGAAGCACUGACCCGCUCUAGCCUACGCCUCUCGGUUUUUGUGUUCUUUGCCGAAGCUGAAAUUGUUCCAAGGCCGGAGAACAUCUUUGAUCUCUAUCCGCGGCGCUCACCAAGAACAUCUGUCCUGGCAACAUGGACGUUAGAUCAAAGUCUUCGACUGUCCUGCUCUUUUUUCUCGGUCUUCUGGUUAGGCACAUCAUCAGUGGAGAGAACGUUCUGUUAGUUCCUACACCAUGUGCUGAGAGCCACUGGUUCACGUUAGCGAACAUCGGACAGGCUUUAGUACGCAGGGGCCAUGUCGUCACGGUCGUUGUACCAGAAGACAUAGCCGAGAAACGACGAGCGGGAAGGCCUGAAUUCAAGUUUGAGACGUUCCGUGAGCAAGGAACAUUUGUAUCAUUGAAGGAAGCUGAGGACAAUCAUCAUUCAAAUACAAAGUCAGGGACGUCGAUCCUCCAGUAUGCACAAGGGUUUAUUAAUGUAACUAACGUAAUAACCAAACACUGUGACCUGCUACUGGGGGACAUUGACCUGAUGAGUCGGCUGAAGGCAGCACAGCACCGUCUUGUCGUUUAUGACUCCUGUAUUCCAGUCGGCGCCAUACUUGCAGCACAUAAGGACGUCCAGGUCCCUUCUAUCGCCAUGUUGCGUGGUGAUCAUUAUUUCCUUGACAUCAAAGCCACAGGUGUCCCGCUCCCUUUGUCAUAUGUGCCGUUUGUGGGCUUUGAUUUUACCGACCACAUGACCUUUGUACAGCGAAUACAGAAUGUUGUUUUCUACACUCUGCUACCCAUGUUGGGGCGUUGGCUUGCGAGUAACACGUAUGACGGACUGGUCAGUAAGUACGUAGGUAAAAACGAGACUAUCCAGAGCGUCGUGUCUAAUACCGACCUGUGGCUGUAUCAAACAGACCAUGUUCUGGAUUUCCCCGGUCCCUCCAUGCCCAACAUGGUUCGAAUCGGCGGGUUACAUGUAGGAGCAGCCACUCCUCUCCCUAAGGAAUUAGAAGUCUUCGUUCAUAGUGCGGGAGAAGAAGGGGUGAUUGUUGUCAGCCUUGGAUCAAUCAUUAAAACCAUGUCGUCGGAGAAGAGACAAGUUUUUGCUGCAGCCUUUGCCCGACUCCGACAGAAGGUGGUGUGGCGGUACACGGGGGAGAAGCCGGCUGGUUUGGGUAACAACACCAAGCUGGUUGCCUGGCUGCCUCAAAACGACCUACUAGGCCACCCCAGAACCAGAGCCUUUAUCACACACGCUGGGAUUAGAGGUGUGUACGAGGCCUUACAUCACGGUGUCCCCAUGGUCUGUCUGCCGCUGUUUUCGGAUCAACCCGGCAACGCCGCUCGAGUCGUGGCCAGGGGACUGGGGGUGAAGCUGAACCUCAGGACAGUCACUACUGACCAGUUAUACAAGGCCAUUAUCCAUAUUCUUACCAACAGCAGCUACCGUGAGACUGCAGCCCGCCUGUCCCGUCUGUACCGUGACCAGCCUCAGUCACCCAUGGAGCGGGCCGUCUGGUGGAUAGAACACGUCAUCAAACAUGGCAAACUGCCUCAUCUUCGCGCACGCGCAGUUGAGCUGCCGUGGUACCAGUACUACCUGCUGGACGUGACUGCGUUCCUGCUAGCCGUCUGUGCAGCUGUGCUGGGUACCGUGUGGUAUGGCUGUUCGUUCGUCUGUGGAAAGAUUACCUGUAAAACUGGAGUCAAGCUUAAGCAUCAAUAAACUAGAGUUCCACGACUCAUACACUCGCAAAGGGAUUUAAACUUUACAAUUGUAUUAUUUGUCUUCCCUAUGCAAAUAAUGUCUUUAUUCGUAUAAAGCAUACUAUUUGACCAUCACCUCCACACAAACAGAAGUACACGAUCUUAUCGAAAAAAUAAGAGCAUUCUAGCAUUUUCUGAUCAUUAAGCUAAAUGAGAUCCUUGUCAAAAUACAGUUAAUCAAACAACUGAAUAUGACUUUAGAAACGGUCAGACAUUUCAGGUAGUAAACACCAUGUUUUGUCAGUGGUAAUGAUCUGAAAGAGCUGAAGAAAAUGUUGGAUGUGGGGCAAGUUGGCCAAGUUUUAGCUCCCUAACAUUUAAGUUGGAAACUCCAGGGGCGUUUUUAUCAAACAUUCCAAAGAGGAUAACUGCAGAGAGAUACAACGGAACGCCACCAUCUAGGCAUACAGGUAGCUUAGACAAGGAUGUUUAUAAAAACAAAGGCCGGUGAUCAGAUUUAGGGGACACCUGGUAUGUCAUUUGCAUUAUAUUUACAAAGGUUUUCAAUAUUUCAUGAAGGUAUAAGGUGGUCAAAUUCUAGUUGAUACGAGUGUGACUUUAUCAAAUAUCAUAUAAGAUAAAACGUAAUGAGUAACACUUUAUGUCUAUAGACAUUAUUCUAAAUAACAAAUCUGGUUUAUUUGGCGAAGGUAUUUGUUCAUAGAACUCUAGUUUUGUAAUUUAUAGAAGCCUUUUUGUCUGAACAUCAUUAUUUGCCAUGUAAUUAUAAAGUUUCCCUUCUGUUCUAAUUUGUACUUGUUAUUUCUGAAUUUUGUCUGAAUCAUUAUUUUCAGAGUUUCUUAAAGAAUGUAUUCGUGUCAUUUACUUUUUGGUUUUGUCUUUGCAAGAUCAAUUAUUUUGUUACAUUUAAUAAUGUACUAAUAUGUACAACAAUGUAGUAAUCAAA